This is a messenger RNA of Suillus paluster, 1565 nucleotides long. RefSeq lists its product as uncharacterized. NCBI's taxonomy places the organism in Eukaryota, Fungi, Basidiomycota, Agaricomycetes, Boletales, Suillaceae. The transcript is spliced from 3 exons. The coding region runs from base 131 to 1270 and encodes 379 amino acids. The record is from RefSeq and is a predicted model, not a curated record.
AAAACAUAACGCCCCUCUUCGUGGAUCCCAAGCACAUAUAAGCGUGCAAGAAAUACAAAAAAGGGGCUUACCUCAUCGACUACAAUUCACAAACGACACACUGACAAAGUACUUCAACCACAUCACCAUAAUGGACGUUGACCCGCAACAUUACGAUAAUCGGAUCGAAGGUGGACUUUACGACAAUAUUGUUCGACAGCUGAUCGCGCUCCCAAAAGGCAUGUCAUUAGGAGAAGCUACCUAUAAAGAUGACUUCGUGAGAGACAGCAAUGUCCAGACGGGGAACUUUGCAUACAAAUGCAAAGACAACGGAUUGGAAUAUGAAACUGUGCUCGUAGGCGAGAUACUGCCCCGUCCGUGUGGCACCAAGCUGAGUGCUAUAGGCAAUCAUUACAUCGGAACAGCAGACACCAUGAGUGAUGAUAAACAAUAUACUGCAUUGACACUUACCAAACUAAUCAAGCCAAACGUGAUUGAUGACAAAACUCGAGUGAAAGGCAUUCUCGUGUUGGGACAACCGACACAGGCUACUGAAAUGAUGUAUGUCAUGUUUGGCAACCAGAUCGCUACUCCGGACGACAUCAUCCAAAGCGACAUCAAAGAGCUAAAGAGAAAGAACAAAGACAUCAACAUAAAGGAAUGGACUGCGCAUGCUGGAACCGACCAAUCAGGUUUGCCAGAGUACAUCAUAGUCAACACAGAGCAGCGUGUCCUGCUAACGAUUUCCAAGGUACCAAGAGCAGCGCAGCAAGCCAUGCAAGGCAAGCGCGCGAGGGUGCCAAAGAAAGAACUCGCCAAAAACGAUGAAAGCGCGGAGGGCAAGACUGCCGGAGGAACAUCAUCUAAUGAUGUAGAGACCAAAGGAAACCCCGGCGAAGCUGCAAUCACAACAAACACAUUUUAUGAGCCUACCAUCCUCCCGGAUUAUGGGGGAGACUUAUUUCAGCAUGUCAACGCCAAACUGCGUCAACUGGAUAUCAGGAAUGUCAAUAACGACCUCAUCGCGCCUCAGGAAUGGUACUCUAGUCUCAAAUGUGGAACGCUGGUCAUGAUCAGAGCCACUUUGCACGAUUUUAAUUGGAAGGAGCGCCGGGUUUAUCAGCUAAACGCGCAUACAAUUCGCGUAAUGGAUCCAUCUAACUUGGAGGUAGAGCCAAUCAGUUCACGACCCAAUGGUUUUGAUUGUGGCGCGAACGCAUCAUCCUCUAAAUCGCGUGCAUCAGAUGCCAUGGCGAGGGUCCAGUUGAAAAAGAGAAAGAGGGAGGAUUAGAUAACGAAGGACGUCUCAAGCAUAAGAUUGAAUUGACUGGAAUGGUGCGCUGUAUGAAGAACUGUAUGUAUCAGUAGUUUCAGGACAAACAUGAAUGAAAGAAAUACAGACGACGUAGUUCUAUCCGUCGUCAACACUCAAUUUACAACUUCGAAUCGAGAUUGUUUGCGCGAACGUUGAAAAAACAAAUUACAGUUAUCGUGAGUCGUGGAGGUCAAAGCAUGAAGGGUUGGAUAAUGAAACGUAUCAUAUUCCCUAGUCGAGGGAUACGGAUAAUUCUAGAACUUCCCAAACA